Mus musculus (house mouse) is the source of this 2552-nucleotide messenger RNA. It is a transcript of the gene Atxn10, whose product is annotated as ataxin 10. Gene Ontology annotation, cellular component: centriole; cytoplasm; plasma membrane bounded cell projection. Bases 211 to 1638 code for a protein of 475 amino acids. Gene Ontology annotation, biological process: neuron projection development; plasma membrane bounded cell projection organization; regulation of cytokinesis. The record is from RefSeq and is marked validated. The transcript is spliced from 12 exons. Lineage: Eukaryota; Metazoa; Chordata; Mammalia; Rodentia; Muridae.
CUGCCGCGUCGCCUUGUCCUCUUCGCCUGAGGCAAGCCAGCUAGUCUCGCGCUCUCUGCCUUGCAGCACCACGGGAUCUGGGUGACGCGGGCUGCGGAAGCCAGAGCCGUGCAGACCGCGUCUCCAUCUCCUCGCCUGUCGUCUGUCUCCCCCACUUCUCUUCGCUCUGCUCUCCGCCUGGUCAGGCUCGGCCCCAGAGCGAGUGGCAAGAUGGCGGCGCCCAGGAUGCCACCCUCCCGGCUGUCGGGCAUCAUGGUGCCCGCACCCAUCCAGGACCUGGAGGCCUUGCGCGCGCUCACGGCGCUCUUCAAGGAGCAGCGUAACCGGGAAACAGCACCCAGAACGAUCUUCCAGAGAGUCCUGGAUAUCUUAAAGAAGUCUACUCAUGCUGUUGAGCUGGCCUGCAGGGAUCCCUCCCAAGUGGAACAUCUGGCUUCCAGUCUGCAGCUAAUCACUGAAUGCUUCAGAUGUCUUCGGAAUGCUUGUAUAGAGUGUUCUGUGAAUCAGAAUUCCAUCAGGAACCUGGAUACGAUCGGAGUUGCUGUUGAUUUGGUUCUUCUCUUUCGUGAACUUCGGGUGGAACAAGACUCCUUGUUGACAGCUUUUCGAUGUGGCCUGCAGUUUUUAGGCAACGUUGCCUCACGAAAUGAAGAAUCCCAGUCCAUUGUUUGGGUCCACGCCUUCCCAGAACUCUUCAUGUCUUGCUUGAACCAUCCAGACAAAAAGAUUGUUGCCUACUGUUCCAUGAUUCUGUUCACAUCUCUUAAUGCUGAAAGGAUGAAAGACCUGGAAGAGAACCUCAAUAUUGCAAUUAACGUCAUAGAAGCUCACCAAAAGCACCCGGCGUCAGAGUGGCCGUUCUUGAUUAUUUCAGACCACUUUCUGAAAAGCCCGGAACUGGUGGAAGCUAUGUAUGGCAAACUCAGCAACCAGGAAAGGAUCACACUGUUAGACAUAGUGAUAGCCAAGCUAGUGGGUGAGGAGCAGCUGACAAAGGAUGACAUCUCUAUCUUUGUGCGCCAUGCCGAGUUGAUUGCAAACUCAUUUAUGGAUCAGUGCAGGAACGUGCUGAAGUUGACCUCAGAGCCUCACACCGAGGAUAAGGAAGCCCUGGUUACGAUUCGGCUCCUGGAUGUCUUGUGUGAAAUGACGUCCAACACUGAGCUUCUCGGCUACCUGCAGGUUUUCCCUGGCCUGAUGGAACGCGUGAUUGAUGUUUUACGAGUGAUUCAUGAAGUUGGAAAAGAAAGCACGAACAUCUUCAGUCCCUCAGACUCUCUAAAAGCAGAGGGUGACAUCGAACACAUGACUGAAGGCUUUAAGUCUCAUCUCAUCCGUCUGAUUGGAAAUCUGUGCUACAAGAAUAAAGAAAACCAAGACAAAGUGAAUGAGCUGGAUGGCAUUCCUCUGAUCCUGGACAGCAGCAACAUCGAUGACAACAACCCCUUUAUGAUGCAGUGGGUGGUGUAUGCUGUGCGAAAUCUCACUGAAGACAACAGCCAAAACCAAGAUGUCAUUGCCAAGAUGGAGGAGCAGGGCUUGGCAGACGCAUCCCUACUGAAGAAAAUGGGCUUUGAAAUUGAAAAGAGUGGGGAUAAACUGAUUCUGAAGUCUAAUAAUGACAUCCCCCCGCCUUGAAUGCCAUCUUCAUAUGAACACAUUCAGAUUCCAUCUCACGGACCUCUCAUCUCUGCAGUGUAUGAAAUCACAAGUAUUGGACAUGUAGGGUACAGAUGAGGGAGCCUCCUAAUCCUUUAGAGUAAAUGAGUGUAAGCUACAAGUGGACGUUUUCUUUAUUUCUUUGCAGUAAGUGUUACUGUCUGCCUCACCUUUGUCCCUCUGGGUAGAACUCGCUUUCCCGUCAUAUACAUUGUGCUUACUGUUGUAGUAAUAAACGUCUCUGUGGGCACAGCCCUCACUCGGCAAAGACUGGGACCCUUGAUUGGAUUCUGCACGCCCUUUCAGAUGGCAAGUGUGCUUCAUCCCUUUGAUUCUCUGCUUCUCAUUGGAUUUCUGAACUCUGGCGGGCACUUGAAGUAAGUUUCUCACUGUGAUUAAUUCUACCAAUCUCUUUUCUCCCCUUCUGCCUUUCCAAAACAUUGACAUGACUCAUUUCCAGUUAAUUAAUUUGAGAACCCACCCUCUUCAUUCCAUGCACUGCGUUGUCACAGAGCCCUGUCUUAGAAAGGCCGUGAGAAUGGGUGAGAGACCAUGUGGCCACUUAACUGUUUGCAUCCCAGGUGGACUUAGAGUUAAGAAUUCCUUAAAAGUGAUGCUGACAUCUUGCCCAUAUCCAUGCUGCCUGACACAGAAAGGAAUAUUGUACUUUUUUUGAUGUGCAGUGCCUCUAGUGUGCUGUGCCUCAUGUGAACGGGGCGUCCAUAGCCUCUUCUGCUUAAAAGUGUGGCUGUCACAGAGACAAGCUAAUCUGGAGGAGCGAGGAUAUAUUGGUAUCGAGCUUUAGUUCUAUUUUUGUAGCAGGUAAAACUGGAUUAUAGAAGGCACUGGACUCUGUAGCUACCUGAAUCACUAAUAAAAUCACCUUGAUCUGA